GCUCGCGCCCGCGCCCGCGCCCGCGCCCUCGCCCGCGCCCGCAUCCGCGUCGCUCCCGGAGGGGCACUGCGACGGCGGGCGGCAUGGAGUCCCGCGCAGCGGGGUGAGGUGCGGGGCCAUGGCCGCAGAGCCCGCGCCUUCGGCCGAGCAGUUCCGCGCGGAGAUCGAGCGUCUGAGCCGCGAGCUGAGCGAGACGACGCACGAGAAGCUGCAGGCGGCCGAGUACGGGCUGGUGGUGCUGGAGGAGAAGCUGACACUCAAGCAGCAGUACGACGAGCUGGAGGCCGAGCGCGACGCGCUGAGGCGGGAGCUGGAGCAGCUGCGCGAGGCCUUUGGCCAGUCCUUUUCCGUGCACCGGAAGGUGGCUGAGGAUGGGGAGACACGCGAGGAGACGCUGCUGCAGGAGUCGGCGUCCAAGGAGGCCUACUAUCUGGGAAAGAUCCUGGCUGGCCAGAGUGAGCUCCGGCAGAGCCGCGCCGCCCUUGCCAACGCCCAGGCCGAGAAUGAGCGGCUAGGGGCCUUGCUGCAGGACCUCAAGGAGAGCAGUGAGAUGGCAGAGCUGCAGAGGACCCGCAUGAAGGAUGAGAUCCGAGAGUACAAGUUCCGGGAGGCGCGGCUGCUGCAGGACUACACGGAGCUGGAGGAGGAGAACAUCACGCUGCAGAAGCUUGUGUCCACUCUCAAGCAGAACCAGGUGGAGUACGAGGGCCUGAAGCACGAGAUCAAGCGCCUGGAGGAGGACGCGGCCCUGCUGCACAGCCAGCUGGAGGACGCGCUGCGGCUGAAGGAGAUCGCAGAGCACCAGCUGGAGGAGGCAUUGGAGACGCUCAAGAACGAGCGUGAGCAGAAGCUGAGCCUGCGCAAGGAGCUGGCGCACUACACAGCCCUGGGCGAGGGCCACCUCAGCAUGGCGGUGGACGGGCUCCGCUUCCCCGAUGACGGGCCCGAGCCCAACAACGACGACAAGGUCAAUGGCCACCUGCAUGGGCCACUGGCCAAGCUGGGCAAUGACUUCCGCGGCCCAGGGCUGCGCAAGGGCGACGGUCUGCACCCUGUGUCCGACCUGUUCAGUGAGCUCAACAUCUCUGAGAUCCAGAAGCUCAAGCAGCAGCUUGUGCAGGUGGAGCGAGAGAAGGCCUCGCUGCUGGCCAGCCUACAGGAAUCGCAGACGCAGCUGGAGCACACCAAGGGCGCACUGACGGAGCAGCACCAGCGGGUGCACCGGCUCACGGAGCACGUCAAUGCCAUGCGUGGCCUGCAGCCUGGAGAGCACGGCCCCGAGCCGGGAGAGGCCCACGACUACGAGGUGGACAUCCAUGGUAUGGAGAUCCUGGAGUGCAAGUACCGUGUGGCCGUGACGGAAGUGAUUGACCUUAAGGCCGAGGUGAAGGCCCUGAAGGAGAAGUACAACCAGGCGGUGGAGAGCCGGGAGGAGGAGCGUGGCCAGUACGAGAGCCGCUUGCAGUGCUGUGGGGAGCAGCUAGGCAGCCUGGAGCGCAGUGCGCGAGAGAGCGGGGAGCGGGCGGCCGGGCUGGAGCGGGAGCUGCAGCGGGUGGCCGGGCUGGCCAGCGAGAGCAAUGGCACACUUAGCGCCGCCCAGGACGAGCUGGUGACCUUCAGCGAGGAGCUGGCGCAGCUCUACCACCACGUGUGCCUGUGCAACAACGAGACGCCUAACCGGGUGAUGCUGGACUACUACCGCCAGAGUCGUGGCCUCAAGGGCCCCGAUGACCCCCGUGGCCUGCUAUCCCCCCGCCUGGCCCGGCGCGGCACCGCCUCCCCACCCGUGGACGCCAGGACCUUGGUCCCCGAGCCUCCCUCUGAGCGCCCUGCCGGCCAGGACCCGGAGCCCAGCCCUGCCAAGACGCCCACGGUGUCCCCGGUCAUCACCGCCCCGCCUUCCUCGCCGGUGCUGGACGGCAGCGACCUGCGCAAGGAGCCCAUGAACAUCUACAACCUGAACGCCAUCAUCCGGGACCAGAUCAGGCACCUGCAGAAGGCGGUGGACCGGUCCUUGCAGCUGUCGCGUCAGCGGGCAGCCGCCCGGGAGCUGGCCCCUGCUCUGGACAAGGACAAGGAGGGCCUGUUGGAGGAGAUCCUCAAGCUCAAGGCUCUGCUCAGCACCAAACGCGAGCAGAUCGCCACGCUGCGCGCAGUGCUCAAGGCCAACAAGCAGACAGCAGAGGUGGCGCUGGCCAACCUCAAGAACAAGUAUGAGAACGAGAAGGCGAUGGUGACGGAGACGAUGACAAAGCUAAGGAACGAGCUGAAGGCCCUGAAGGAAGACGCAGCCACCUUCUCCUCCCUGAGGGCCAUGUUCGCCACCAGGUGUGACGAGUAUGUGACGCAGCUGGAUGAGAUGCAGCGGCAGCUGGCCGCCGCAGAGGAUGAGAAGAAAACGCUCAACACGCUGCUGCGCAUGGCCAUUCAACAGAAGCUGGCCCUCACGCAGCGGCUGGAGGACUUGGAGUUCGACCAUGAGCAGGCACGCCGCGGCAAAGGCAAGGCCGGCCGCAGCAGGCUCGGCAGCCCCAAAGUAAGUGGGGUGGCGCCUGCCCGCGCCCCCCCCAUAGACACCUCCCCCUGGCACCGCGGCCUGGGUCCCCAGAUGCCUGUCACGCUCGCCCUGCCCGCCGCCGGGGCCCCUCACCCGAGAAGACCAUUUUCACCUUCCCUUUGUGGUCAGAGCCCGCCCAGGACGCCAGGGGCCUCCGACCUCCAGAGUUUAUUAAGAGUCCCCCCCGACCCCACCUCCACAGCCUCCUUGCUCCUGAGGGCCCCCCCUUCCAUGAGUGAAUUCCUGCGAGAGCACCGGCUCAGCAAGGAAAAAAGGUUAACCGUGGCCACUCCAGAUUGUCAGCAGCCUGCUGCCUCCCUACCGGCACAGCACCCACAGCUAGCCCGGAGGCCCCUGAGCCCAACUGCCAGUCCUGACCUCGCGUCCCUGGAGCAGCCUACUGAGGAGCCCCCCGCCGGCCCACCCUGCGCCCCGCUGCACUGCCUCGCCAAGCCUCCGCCCCCCUAGGGCUACCUCCUGAGGGUAACAGGCUGAUACUGCCCAGGGCUCCAGCUCUGGGAUCAGAGGACAGAGAACAGAGUAUGUGAUGAGUGGCACCAAGGUUCAACUUAGAGGGGGACCUUGGGGGGGUCCCCUCCCUGGACCAGCCCAACAGCCACACCAGAUAUCAGUUCCCACGUUUAUUCUGUCCUCGGUCAUGUGGAGGGACUGUCACCCCUCCUGGCUCCUGCACAGAGUGUGUCCCCAUCGGUCUGGGCCUGGACCUCUGCUCCUGAGCCAGGGGGGCUGGGGAUCACUUGGUGGCUUCUGUUGGACACCCUCUCCCACUGGGAGACUCCACCAAAUGCUCCUGGUGAAUCUGAGAGAGGACAGUGAUCGCCCACCAUGUCCCUCCAUGUCCAGAGACAAACGCUGGUGCUUGUGUGUGUGUGUGUGUGUGUGUGUGUGUGUGUGUGUGUGUACGUGUGUGAGCCACUACAAUGGGAGGGGGACCGGAAUGUCCCCAUAGUGGCAGGGCUUCACUCUCCUGUCCCUUAUUCCCUUCUGCUGAGUGCGUCCAGCCCUAGGGAAUGGACGUCAAGUCAGCCUUGGGGAGGUGUCCCCAGACUGCUGACCUGCUGUUGCUAGGUUGUUUUAUUUUAUUUUAUUUUCAUAAUGAACCUCCUUUGCACAAAGACAAAUCAACCCAAUAGCUACUGUCCAUCAUGGCUCUGUCCUCACCACUGUGGACAGGCAUGCAGGUGCCACCACUGUCAGCUGAGAGAACCCCCCCAUCCAUGUUCUUCCUCCUUCCUCUGAGUGUCCACCUGCCAUGUCCAAUGUCCUGUCCAGUCAGUGGCCUCAGCUCGUGGGAGUGGACCUAUCUUUUCUGGAAGCCGUUGUGCUCCACACAGGCCCAACGUGGCACAGAGCAGCUGCCCAGGGGCCUGGCCUUCUCAUGAAGCCCUGGGGUCCCUGCUUGUCCCCCCAGCAGUUAACUCUAAGCACACGGCCGACCCAGCAGUCAGCACACAUGCACUCACAUGCAUGUGCCUGUGCAUGUGAGCGUGUGUCACUGGGAAGGAGCAGCUGCUGCACGGGGGCACCAGGCCUCAGGAGGAGGAACUCCCUCAGGAAGACUCAGGCUCAGAGGACAAAAGCCAGCAGCAGAAGUGCCACAUAGGUCAUGGGCAGAGGCUGAGAAACGGCCAUGAUCAUGGUCAUGGUGAAAGAGGUCGGCAGAGUAGCUGGGCUGUGUUUGCAAGAAAGCACAAUUACUGCGUUGAAAUAGAAAACAGAGUCCACAGGCAGACACGCCUUCCCUUCCUGUGGGAGAGCAUCCUCAGUCAAACACUAAGAGUGGGAGGAGCAGUAAGUUGCAUCUGGACCAAGCACACCGAGGUGUAUGGGACACCACCCCUCACACAAAUCCUUCCUAAUCCUGACUCUCUAGGCCCCAUUCACACCUCUUAUCCUGUGUCCGUAUAGGAGUCUGGAGAACUCUGAGGAAAACAGCUAUUAUGUGAGAAAAGACUUAAUGAGAACGAUGCUACUUUAGUCAAGGAGUCAUGGGGAGGGGGGAUCAUGGAGAAAAGGGACUUUCUCAAUCUACAGUUCCAGCUCCAGAUGCCAGUGUUAGAACCUGGCCAAAGAACCCAGCUCUCAGAGAUUCCCUAACCAUGGCAAGUCGUUGAGUAGUGGACGUGAGGAAGACACAUGUUUACGCCUUGAAUGCUGGGUGUCCGGUGAAGAUGAGCACCUUAGCCAUACCGCGUGGCGCCUGCUGGGCUCAUGGCUCUGAGGUGCUCCUCCGCUUUUCUGUCUGGCUUGUGGGGCCAGUUGGCCAGCUAGUCAAGAAGCAGCCUCUCUCUGGAGAGCAGGAUGCAGUCUUCACUCCCCCAGGGUAUUUGGGAGGAGCAAAACAAAACAGGGCUGUCCAGUUGGUUUCCAUUGCUGUCAUCUUUAACUUCCUGCAGAAUGUAGAGACUUUGUUAUAAAAAGCCGAAGCGGCCGGAGCUGCAGAAGCAGCCAUGCUGGGUGAUCUUCAGGGAUGGAAAGGGAAGAACAGGGAGGUCUUUCUCUCUCUCCCUCCCUCUCCCUCUCUUUUUUCCUCUCCCUCUCUCUCUGUCUCCCUGCUGAGGGGACUGCUCCUGUGAGCUCGGGCCUGGCAUUCUGCUCCACAGGACUGAGAGGGAGACUGCCCAAGACUGCCACCAUCUUCUUCAAGCUGGGAUAUGGAUUCUUGUUUUGAGUUGUUCUAAAGUCUUGGGAGAGAGGGUAGUUCCCAGUGGGGACUUAGCCCACAGGUGCCCCAGGUUCAGGGAUGCAGAGAAAGCCAGGGAUCACUCACCUGAAAGGCCCUCUUAGGAGAAUCAUGACUUUAAAAGAAAACAAAGUCCCCCUGGGGUUCUUGGUGGGUUGGUUGGUUUGUAUAUUGAUUUUGAAUAAGCUUUGUUUGAGAUGACAAAAAGAAAAAUACAAGAAGCUGGUCUCCCAUACAGGGGCUGAGACUGUUCCAGAAGCCUUGGGGUGGGGGGCACUGCUGCUGUGCUGCUGGGAUCAGUGCUGUCACGACACCCAAGUGAACCCCUCGGGACACAGCCCUCCGCAACCGCUGCCCUCCCUUGGCCUAAGCUGGGCCCUGGCGAAGCCCUUCCCUCUGGCCCUUCCCCCACCCUGUCUUCACUCAGUGCUCCCCAGGUGCUCAAGAGUUGAGGUGCACCCCUGGAGGAUCUGCAGGUGUCACAGUCAGCUGAGGAAGGAUGGCAGAGUGCUCCACCUGUGUCCCCGUUCUGUGACAGCCGCUGGGAUGUCACCCAAUUCCCCCCCCCUUUGCCUGUGUAACUGCGUGGUUUGCUGAUUCAAAUAAAGACCAGAGCCAGUAAGAAGCAGGCACCUUCCCCCCUUUUGAUGCCUGAGCCAGAGCUGCUACAGAGGCAGAGCAAGGUGCCAGUCGUCCAGCCAUAGCGAAGUUGGAGGGCUCUGGCACGUUUUCCACAUGGCUGUGAAGCCCAGUGGUGACUAUUGGCACCCAGGGAACAACUGGGAAACCUGUGUGUGACAUUGCUGUCACCUGGGGGUUCAAUUGCACCAUCAAGACAGGCCACAUUUGACCUCCCUCCAUGUCACCGUCUGUUCCUUGUCCAGCGACCCCGCUGUCCUGUCCUUGUCCUAUCCUGUCCUUGGCGCUCCCCUCCUGGGGCCACAGUGUCAAGUGUCCCCUCCCUAAGAUCCAUCAUAUGGAAACAGCUUUCCUAAAGACCCUUCGGUUGCCGGUUAUUUUCUAAAAGUCCAAUAUCGAAGGAAAUGUGUUCUCUAGGACAUCGGCAUCUCCUGUAAAUGCAGGGUUGUUUUUUUUUUUUUUUUUUAACUUCUGGCUGCUUGUUCUUUGAGCUUGUCCCAUUGCAGACGGUUCUGGGUGUGUGUCUCUUGGGAAGCUUGAGUGUGCUGGCAUUGGAAUAAGGGGGCUCUAGGGACGCCAGGGGCCACUGGACCAGCGGGCAUGUCUCAGCCUGCCUACCGGCUGAAUGAGGUGUAAUACAUAACUUCCCUGGAAAUAAACUGGGUGUUGUUUUUU
Erinaceus europaeus (western European hedgehog) is the source of this 6575-nucleotide messenger RNA. RefSeq names its product BICD cargo adaptor 1 (gene BICD1). The transcript has 10 exons. The record is from RefSeq and is a predicted model, not a curated record. Gene Ontology annotation, cellular component: cytosol; Golgi apparatus. Gene Ontology annotation, molecular function: dynein complex binding; cytoskeletal adaptor activity; dynactin binding. NCBI's taxonomy places the organism in Eukaryota, Metazoa, Chordata, Mammalia, Eulipotyphla, Erinaceidae. The coding region runs from base 119 to 3025 and encodes 968 amino acids. Gene Ontology annotation, biological process: regulation of microtubule cytoskeleton organization; positive regulation of receptor-mediated endocytosis; microtubule anchoring at microtubule organizing center.